CGAUUGUGAGGUUAUAAAGAUGAUAAACAACUUGGUUUUUCGUAAAUUAUUAAAUUAUCCGUUAUUGGAACAAAUAAAUCAUCUACACACUACGCGAAUAUUAUCGGCUUGGUCACCGUUGGGAGAUGGACCGCAGAAAUGGUUGGCGUACAACAAAAAGAUUUAUCCUCCUCAAGAACCGCACGAGGAACGGAGACCGGCCUUUGUAUGCCAUCAACGCACAAACAUAAAGUACAGCCCGUGGAAAAUGUGGUACAUUGCGAGUAUGAUACGAGGCAUGUCAGUCGACGAGGCGAUCAAGCAACUGAAGUUCGUCUUAAAAAAGGGCGCUAAAGACGUCAGAGAAACGCUAGAGGAAGCUAAAGAAAUGGCAGUCAAAGAGCAUAACGUCGAGUUUCCCAGUAAUAUGUGGGUUGCCGAGUCGCUAGUAGGAAAGGGAAUUGUUUUUAAAGGGAUGCGACGGCAUGCUCGCAGAAGAAUGGGAAAAGUGGAAUAUUUUCAUUGCCACUACUUCGUCAGGCUUGAGGAAGGUUCUCCUCCUAAACAUUAUUAUCAAAAUGUACCGAAAGAACCAAGUGAAAAACUUGAGGAGUGGCUUCAGCAAAUGAGAAGCCGAAAGAUUAUUAAUUCUUUGUAAAUCACGUUCCAUUCUGUAACUAAUUGGCGUAUUUUUAAUAUAUUAGAAGGGUUGCAAAA
Molecule: messenger RNA, 696 nt
Organism: Photinus pyralis (common eastern firefly)
Lineage: Eukaryota; Metazoa; Arthropoda; Insecta; Coleoptera; Lampyridae
Gene: mRpL22
Product: 39S ribosomal protein L22, mitochondrial
Exons: 3
Coding region: 20-637 (205 amino acids)
Biological process (GO): translation; ribosome assembly
Cellular component (GO): mitochondrial large ribosomal subunit; ribosome
Molecular function (GO): structural constituent of ribosome
Source: RefSeq, a predicted model, not a curated record